AUGGCCGAUUCCACCUCUACUAACGCCGCCGAAGGCGCUCCUGCUGGUGGCCGUCCUGGUGGCUGGACUGACACCGAGCGUUUCCAGCUUGUGCUCCGCGUCCUCGCAACCAUACUCACCGAAGGCCGAGGCGUCGAUUGGAAGGGUGUAAAUAUGCCCAACCGCACCUUGAAGGCUAUGCAAGGCCAGUGGACCUCGAUCCUUGCCCAGAUGCGUGAUCUCAACACAGAGGACGGAGGUGACGCCCCUGCCUCCAAGGCCAAGACUCGUGAGCCAUCACUUCCUUCUCCUUUACAUCGGCCAUCGCUUCUUACUAAUUCUUUCGAAGCCCGCAAGAAGUCCGCUGCGAAGAAGAAGGCUGCUGCUGCCAAGAACAGCGAAAAUGCCAACGAGGACUCUGGCGACGAUCAGGAUGACGGAAAGACCAAGAAGACGGUCGCUCCCAAAAAGCGCGCGGCUGCCACCGACGCUGACGGCACUCCCAAAAAGCGUCGCGCCGCUGCCAAGAAGACAGCCACCAAGACCGAACCAGUAUCUGAUGAGGCUGGUACUGAGGCCGAUGUUCCCAAGGAGGAAAACAGCGAUGAGAAGUAG
Messenger RNA from Colletotrichum navitas, 594 nucleotides. RefSeq lists its product as uncharacterized. Bases 1 to 594 code for a protein of 197 amino acids. Lineage: Eukaryota; Fungi; Ascomycota; Sordariomycetes; Glomerellales; Glomerellaceae. The record is from RefSeq and is a predicted model, not a curated record. The transcript is spliced from 3 exons.